AUGCCAAUUGAAACACAACUGAAUGUGUCCCUCAGGAAGAGGAGAAAUAUCUUCGACAGUCGUUUUGUGAAGAUGGAUGGUCCCGGAGAGACGCUCCUUACAUUUAUGAACAUCCAGCAUCUUGCAACAAACAAGUCGCUCCGAGUGGCCACCGACCACAGCUUGGAAUGUAACGUGUGUACCUACACGUACAUACAUACAUACAUGUGA
Danaus chrysippus (African queen) is the source of this 210-nucleotide messenger RNA. NCBI's taxonomy places the organism in Eukaryota, Metazoa, Arthropoda, Insecta, Lepidoptera, Nymphalidae. The record is from the annotation of a GenBank genome assembly.